UAUGGACUGUGUAUGUAACUAUAUAGAAUUUUUUAAAGAAUUUUCCUCUAAACAGUACCUUACACGAUCUUCGUAUGGAAUUGUAAUUUAUUAUAUACAUACAUACUUACGUAAUAUAUAGCACUUAUAAAAAUUGCAUAAGUAAGAGUUUACGGGAAACACGAAUCAAUUUAAUCCAACUAUAUAAUAUCGUAAUUAUUCAAAAAUAUUGUGCAUAUGUAUGUAUGUGCAUUGUACAUACCAUAUGUAUGGAUGAACAUACAUAUGUAUAUGUAUAUGUAAGCAUAUAAACAUGUGUAGUUAGUUUGCCAAGUAAAGACAAAGCUUAAAACAACUGAACUAUUGUGCUAAAUUUUUCUCUACAAUUCAAUAACUCAACAUAUGUAGUCCAUACAAAACUUAAAAUAUGUACAUAUGUAUGUACGUUAGCAUAAUAACAAUUUUACAUAUAAAUACAUAAAUAACUACAUAUGUAUGUUCUGUGCUAUAUAUCCCCUUAGUAUGUAAAACUUUUAAGAUCACUAAGAUCCGUCUUAUGAAAUAAACUGUUAUUAUUAUGAUGCUCAUCUUUAUUUUUCGAAAUAAAUAUUGGUAACUUUGCUGUUAAGCAAAAGUUAAGAAAUUGGUUUUUUUUAAUUAUAUUUGUAUGUAAAUAUUCUAACACGAAAAUUUAUAUUUUUAUUUUUUAGCAAAUACCCGGCAUGCUUCACUUCACCUUAAAAGUAUUUUUGUGUUAUUACUCCCUUCGAACACUCUUAUGGUUCCAUUCGUAAAAAAAUGAAUUUAAAAAGCCUUGCGAAUUGAGAUGUGGGUGUUACUCAUAUUUUCGAAAGUACUUAGACUUAGUAUCGACUUUCUCAUGCGAAUUUAAUUUAUGGUCUUAUAACUCGAGUCUACUUAUCACGCGCUUUCCUCAAAUGGUAACUAAGUCAAUAUCUAUGUACCUUUUCUUAUCAAUUUAACUGAAUUAAAUUUUUCAAAUAGUAGGCAAAUAUAGACAUGGAAAACUUUGAGCGCUUUGAGCGACCUCUAAAUAUUUUUUGAUUUCAAAAUAAAAAAUAGUGGUGUACUUUUUUUCGAUAUAGAAAAAAUCUUACAAUUCCGACUUUACUGUUUUUGCACCACCCCAAUGUACAUAUACAUACAUAUGUAUUUAUGUUGGAAAUUUCGCUGGUUCUUUUAGGAAAAACAGUAAUAUUUGUUACUUGUGAAUUCGUAUGCAACGGUUGACAUUCUUAAAAUUGCAAGUCACAUAUUGUACAUACAUAUCUACAUAUGUACAUUAUAUGUAAAAAUCAUGAGGCAUGAAAUAAAUGUCUGUAACGCACCCACAAAGAACAAAAAUAAAAGAAACGAUUGUAUGCACUAAAUUGAAACUCUUAGCUCAAUGUAAUCUUCAUGCACUGGAAUGAAUAUUUCUUUCAGUUCUUCGACAGCUUUGGACGCACCAAAAUGUUAGCUUUACACUUACGUGCUCUAUUGUUUAUAAUUUCAAUUGGACUUCAAGCCCAUAAAGUAGCGUUAGCAAACAACACUGAGGCCAAGAAACCCAAUCAGCACCCCUCUAACGAAGAUAUGACAACACCUAGUCCAGAAUGGCUAGAAUAUCAACGUGAACGCUUUGGCAACACAAAAGAUAUAGAAAGUUUGAAGAAAUUGCUUGAUCCAGCUUCGCAACUGCUAAAAAAUAAAGCCGGCAUAAUAGAUCCAACGUCGCCACCUUUAAAACCGAGCGAGAUUUCGGCAGCAAUGGCAACACAACCGCUUAAAAGUUAUGGUAUGGCUGCUGGUGAGAAAGUUUCAAAUGGUGAUGAACCAAAGGACACAGAAGAGAUCAGCCAUGAUGAGGAGGACGAAGGGGAAGCAGAUGAUAUGAGAUCUAAAGAGGGCAAUACAAAUAUUUUUCCACAUGUCAUUACUGGCAUACAAUACCCAUCAAUGCAAGGAUUUCUUAAUUUUAUAAGAACUGUGCAGCGUAACUGGGUUAGGCAAUCGAGAUUGACGAUCGAACAAAAGAUUAAGAAAUUGAAAGGAUUGAAAAAUAAAAUUAUGCGCAUGAUUGAGGAUCAGUUCCAUAUGAUUUGGACGCCAAAAGUGCAUAUGCGGCGCAAACGUGGUUUAUUGGAUGAAUCCAACCUCAAUUUUCCGCCGGAGGCAGCCUUAAUUAGCAUUAACUUUUUAACGUUUGCAGUGUUUUUAAUUAAACUGGUGCUACAAGUGGUGCACAUUGUAAAAAGUAAACACUACACCCUAAGUGGAUUUGGUUUUACUAAUACCGAUACCAUGACAAAAUCUACAUAAAUUUUAAAUAAAUAUGUCUUAAUAGAGGGUUAAGGUCUACCGCGACAAAAAAAAAUAAAAUAAAAUUCAUAUAUCUAACGUAUUUAUGGGCCAAUUCGUCUGCUUUUUUAUA
Rhagoletis zephyria (snowberry fruit fly) is the source of this 2413-nucleotide messenger RNA. RefSeq lists its product as uncharacterized. The record is from RefSeq and is a predicted model, not a curated record. Lineage: Eukaryota; Metazoa; Arthropoda; Insecta; Diptera; Tephritidae.